ACGCAUCAGCGUGGCAGCAACAAACACAAAAAUGCCAGAUCGAUGUGUAGUUUUUGGUUGUUCUAGCGUAGCCAGUUUGGAGAAAGGCAUUUCACUUCAUCGCAUACCAUUUUUUAACGACGAAAGAAGCGAAGCUAAGCGUAGGAGAAAGCGAUGGGUCAACUUUGUGAAAGCUACUCGCGAUAAGUGGGUCCCCACAAAGAAUUCCAAAGUUUGCUCGGAACACUUCACAAAAGAUUCGUUUUCUCGGCAAUUCGGCUCGCUUUCUGGAUCAGAAAGUAAUUUUGCACCUCGACUCAUUCGAGAUGAAUUCGGAAUCGUUGCUUACCCGAGCAUUUAUCCUCGAAAAGAUGACAAUGAACUUACAACAAGAGAUCGCAGAAUGAUUCUAUAUCAUACAAUAAGAUGUAUGCAACUUUAACUAAACCAAGGUUGAUUGCUGGAAUCGUUAAAGCUUCUCCAAUGUCUCAAACAAGUGCAUUGGAGGGAUUUCACUCAGUUCUUAACCAGUUUGCACCCAAAAUGAUAAGCUACUCUUUUCCUGGGAUGUUCUGCAGGUAUUCUAUGAAA
Messenger RNA from Xenia sp. Carnegie-2017, 570 nucleotides. RefSeq lists its product as uncharacterized. The record is from RefSeq and is a predicted model, not a curated record. Lineage: Eukaryota; Metazoa; Cnidaria; Anthozoa; Malacalcyonacea; Xeniidae. The transcript has 2 exons. Bases 32 to 421 code for a protein of 129 amino acids.